AUGAGCUCCCACCGCAGCGAGAGCGACUGGCAGGGUCUGCUGAGCGAGUAUCUGGUGUGCAAAAGGAAACUUGAAAGUAAAAAGGAGGCAUUGCUAAUCCUUUCCAAAGAGCUGGACACCUGUCAGCAAGAAAGAGACCAGUACAAACUUAUGGCCAACCAGCUGCGGGAACGACACCAGUCUCUGAAAAAGAAGUAUCGGGAGCUGAUUGAUGGGGAUCCGUCGCUUCCACCUGAAAAGAGGAAACAGGCAAAUCUUGCUCAACUACUUAGUGAGGCUCAAGAUCGAAAUAAACAUCUUGGAGAAGAGAUUGGAGAGCUACAACAGAGACUGGGAGAAGUACAAGGGGACAAUAAGCUCCUUCGAAUGACCAUAGCAAAGCAAAGACUGGGAGAUGAUGAAGUUGGGGCUCGCCACUUUGCAGCACAUGAACGGGAGGACCUUGUUCAACAGUUGGAGAAGGCUCGAGAACAGAUUGAGACUCUGAGGUAUGAUCUUCAGGCUGCACUGGAUGAGUUACAGGAUGUGAAAGAGGAACGUUCUGUUUACCAAGAUAAGUCUGACAGACUAAACCAAGAGUUGAAUCAUGUCUUAGGAGGGCAUGAAAACCGUAUCAUUGACAUAGAUGCUCUGUGUAUGGAGAACAGGUAUCUUCAAGAGAGAUUAAAACAACUUCAGGAGGAAGUCAACCUUCUGAAGUCUAGUAUUACUAAAUACAAGAAUGCACUAGAGAGACGAAAAAAUUCAAAGACUCAUAGUAGAUCCAGUAGCAGUGCUCUGACUGGAGUCCUUUCUGCAAAGCAAGUCCAAGAGUUGUUGUCGGAGGAUCAUGGAUGUAGUCUACCAGCCACACCACAGUCCAUUUCAGAUCUCAAAUCACUGGCCACUGCAUUACUGGAAACCAUCCAUGAAAAAAACAUGGUCAUACAACACCAAAGACAAACCAACAAAAUUCUAGGUAAUCGAGUGGCAGAACUAGAAAAGAAAUUAAGAACUUUGGAAAUCGCUGGCUUGUGGAGUCUUCCAGGCCUGAGCUACAAUGUCUCAGUGGGAUUUGGGAGUGGGAAGGAUACAAUAACAUUCAGCGACCCAACCCUGCCUGUGAUACAGCGGGCCAGGUCACCCUUGUUAGCGUUUGCUGAUAAGCCACAGAGAACUGAAGUACAAGCAGAACAGAAGGGAGAACGAGAUGAAACUUAUGCUGUUGCAAGUGAGUCCCUGGCUCCAGAGGGAACAAAUGUAAAUAACAGAAUCCAAAAUAAACAUUUUUACCCUUCAUUACCCCAGCUACCUUCUGAGGAAGAAGACAUAAACAAGCUUGGAAGUCAGAUAAUUAAACUGACAGUUGCAGAACUGGAAGGGAAAAGAGGAGGCGCUCCUGUGGGGGAGCAAAAUGUGGGAGUUGGAGCAGAGCUUAAUGAUUCAUCAGAGAUAGAGUUCCCACUUUCCAGCCCUGAUCCAUCUGACCCCACAGAUCCCUCAAACUCUGAGAAUGAAAGAACAGGUGAAACUGAGGUCCUGAAAGACAAUGACAAAACCUUAGAGAGAGAUUGUGACAUUCCAAAUGAAAGAGGGGAUCAAAAUAGCAGCACCAUGGAUGUGGUGCAUAUUGAAGAUGCUGGAAGGCAUGGAGGGCUCAGUGUUAAAACUGCAGACACAAAUAACAGCUUUGAGGAGCUCUCUGGAUCUGAAAACAAGAAACCAUCUGAUCCUGCUGAAAACCGUGAAUAUUUGGAUAACAGUUUGGCUUGA
This is a messenger RNA of Cinclus cinclus, 1752 nucleotides long. RefSeq names its product coiled-coil domain containing 149 (gene CCDC149). The transcript has 13 exons. Bases 1 to 1752 code for a protein of 583 amino acids. The record is from RefSeq and is a predicted model, not a curated record. Lineage: Eukaryota; Metazoa; Chordata; Aves; Passeriformes; Cinclidae.